Molecule: messenger RNA, 333 nt
Organism: Grosmannia clavigera kw1407
Lineage: Eukaryota; Fungi; Ascomycota; Sordariomycetes; Ophiostomatales; Ophiostomataceae
Exons: 2
Coding region: 1-333 (110 amino acids)
Source: RefSeq, a predicted model, not a curated record
AUGUUUGUGGAGGGUGUGGACGUGCUGGUGAUUGUGGUGGCGAUGGACGAGCUACACGUGCGAGAGAUGGAAAGACGACGGGCGAAAGAUGAGGCGGCCGGAACGGCCGAUGCCAAGACGAGGGUGACCGAGCCGAGCCCUGAAAUUUCUCAGAUUACGUCCAUUGCGAACGGCAUGGAGGUGGUCCUGCAGCGCCGUGAGCAGGCCGUGCUGAAGGAGAACGGGUUCAUCGGUGAGAUGCGCAUGCGCAUCAUGGCGCUGCACACAUACGUGGACCAGCACAGGUUAUCUCGGCUGACGCUGCCGGCCGGACGUGGUUCGCAGCACGCAUAG